AUACAGAGCGUACGCGCCGCGGUCGGUGUGUGUUGCUGCACUAUUUGACAGCUCGUCUGUUCUGUUCCUGCGCAUUACCAUUACAGACCGUCUUGCACCGACAUUAGGAGGACACGUUUUCUCUUGCGUUGACUCUAAAUGGAUUGUUUUAUUUAGCACCCUGAAGAUUGACCAAAGGGAGGCCAUGUAACGAUCAACUCCGGUGUAAUCGCAGAAGAUGCUUGGACCUGAAGAUUGGUGUUGGGAUGACGAAGGCAUGAUGUAGUAAUGGAUCUGGUGAUCUGAAGCUAGCGUUAACGACGAUCACCGUGCUGUCUUGGUGUUACAUUCAAUCGCCUUCGUGAGUCAAGAUUUUCCACCCUUCGUUAAAAUGAGACUAAAGUGAUCAGCGAUUAGGGAGACGAUGACUUUCCAGGAUGUCAGCUGGCUGGUUCAGGUGGCGCUCUUCUGCGCCUCACUGUUGGUCGUGCUAGCCUGGCUUGUUCAGUUCUCACUGACCUUGGUUCGACCUAGGUGGCGCACCAAAGUCCCGGGUAAGAGGGAGACCCCCUGGCAGUUGCCCCUGAGUCUCACCCACCAGACCCUGACGGGUGGCGUGUGGGGUUCCCUCCUAAGGCUGAGGCUUGGUCGAGAUGGGGCGGGAAGUGACACCGAGGUGGGUGUCAAAGGUCUUUUGUCUUCGCUCUUUGCGUUCAAGUCUUUCAGGGAGCACUGGCAGAGAGCCUGGGUGCGAGCGCUCAACGAACAGGCCUGCAGGCAAGGGAGCUCCAUUCAAAUCACCUUUGAUGACAACCUUCAACUCCCAACAUCAGCAUCCAUUGACCAUGUGACUUGUACAAACCAGUCAACACACAGCAUGGUCCUACAGUGCAAUUGUUCGCUUGACACCGUAACGUUCCCAGUGACUGUCACUCAGCAGUCACCUGCAACUGUUUCCAUGGAUACCUACCAGAUCACGAUGGAGCCCAUGGAGGCUCAGCUGCAGGUCUGUCUUGAGGAAGUGGAGGAAGAGGGUCUCCUUGUGUCCUGGACUUUUUCCAAGCAGCCUCAGCUUUCAAUAACCGUGACGCCACGCCAAAGAGUCCAGAAAGAGGGCUCUGACGGAACGGUGGACAGUGAUAUGAUUGCCGCGCUGGUGGAAGAUACACUGUACACAACACACCCUGCGAUGAUCCUCAACCUGAGAGCCUGUGUAUCAAGUCCAGCGUUUCCCAGGGAGAAGCAGCUCGGUGGUCUGAAUUUUCUGUCUCCAAACUCGCUUGUCAGAAGUAUCAUGGUACAUCAACUCAGAGCAAACAAUGUCAAGAAAGGAUGUCAGACUCAUGCAGGAGAGCUUUGUUGUGUUCUGAGUCUGGACACUCCCUCCAUUGAACAGAGAACAGGCUUCCUUACUCCUUCCUCUAGUACUGGAGCAGUCCUGAACUGGACUGAUGAUAUUACACUGGAAUUAGCACCAGACACCAAAGAACUCAAAGUGAGGCUUGUGGAGAAAAACAGCAAGGGAGAGCAGUUUUUGCCUGGUCAUGCUUCCUUACCACUGGAUCUCUCUAAAAAAAUACCCAACGGACAACACAAGCUGUCUAUUACUCCAGGUCACGGUUUGGCUCCAACUGCUGUGGUAACAUUAGAGCUGUUGUGUUUGGAGUUGAGUGAUUUGCGUUAUAGUCAGAACGCCACGCCUCUGCGUUCCUCGGUCACACCCUCAAAGAAGGUGGAUGUGGACCGCACCAUCAUGCCCGAUGGCACAAUUGUGACCACUGUGACCACCAUCCAAUCACGGCUAAAAGUGGACCGCAAACUAGGAGACUCUCCGUCUCUGUCUCCAUCAAAGGUGGAAGUGACAGAAAAGGCUCCCACCGUGCUCACUAACUCCAGUGCCAGUCCUACCCCCAGCACAGAAGGCACACUCCCCAAUGGGCUGGAUCCCGUAGCAGAAACAGCCAUUCGGCAACUAAUCGAGUCGGCCAGUAAGGUUCCCAAGAAGACGCCUACUAAACGCAGCACUCUCAUCAUAUCCGGGGUAUCAAAGGUGCCCAUUACAGAGGAUGACUCAGCCGUGUCAGUGGGAUAUGCUGCAGCCAUGGACGCAGCCCUACAGGGGGCGCAGUCUCCCAGCGGAAACCCGAACAACCACGGAGCUGGCCCGCAUCAGGAGGCAGAAGAAACCACACCGUCUGAUGUGUCAGAACGGCCCUCUGUGGAUGAUGCGGAGUCAGAGACGGGGUCAACCGGAGCGCUCGAGACACGCAGCCUCAAAGACCACAAAGUGGGAUUCCUCCGUAGUGGCACCAAGUUACUUUUCCGCAGAAAGCACAGAGAGAAAGACCCCAGUUUUAGUCAAUCCCAUGAAGAUGUGUCCAACCUGGGCAAUGACUCUCCCACAGCAUCUUGCUCCUCCACCAGCCGUAAGAAGUCUGGAAGCUUCUCUCGUCGCCUCAUCAAACGCUUUUCGUUUCGCUCAUCCAAGACAAAGGGCAAAUCUACCACAGCCAAUGGAGGAGCCAACACUACAGACAAAUAAAGGAGAAACAAAAAAUACUAAAAGGGAAAAAGAGAUGGUGCAGGCACCAGUCAAAUUAAAGUGGAAUAGGAGUUAUUUAUGUUAUGUUUAUACUUAUUCUCCACUCUCCAUUCGGUCUAGAAUGAAAACAUACUUCAGACCACAUUGUCCCAAGACAAAUGUGCUUUGAUGUUUCUAUGCCUGGAACGACAUCCCCCAUCUAUGCUUUUAAGGAUGGAAAACUCCGCAAAAUGUGAACAUUGAAAAGGUAAUUGAAAAGGCAAUUCAUGAUUGUCGUGCUGACUGAUUUGAUAAAAGGCUGCUUUGUGGAUGGAUUAAGGGCGGACAAACCCGAGAAACCUAAAAUGGACGGGGGUGUCAUGCGGUUAUUGAGCACAAGGGGGCGACAGAGAUCAAUUACUAUUGAUGCCCUCAACCCUGUUGCUAUCUGUUUUCUUAUUUAUGUCGUUUUAUCAGUUGCACUUUGGAUCUUAAUCGGAUUGUUUACAACGCCGGGGGAAGAUUUUCGUCGUUUUUCUCAUGUUUGUGUAUCGUUCACUGUUAUCAGCAGCACUGACUUAUUUCUCCGGAGAACGUUAGGAGUGUUGCGACGGUCUGAUACAGACAUGCUGUGAGCUUUGUUCUCGUUUCGCUUUUGCAGUAAGAUGAAGACGAGAUAUGUUUUCAAGUAGUAGUAAGUUUGACUUUAAUUGUGGCUUAUGGCUGGAAUACACUACAAGACCUUUAAACUGGCACAGACUUUCUGCAUCAAGUCCAGACUGAAAAUCUGGGCAAAAUCUGAGCAAAUGUCUUGUAGUGUAUUUUAGCCUUUAAUAAUUUUUAUAAUGACGUUUCUAUAUGUUUAAGACAAAAGGAAACGGUUGUAAGUAUAGGCAUAUCUCAUUAAAUUGCGUUUGUGUAUUUUGGUUGUAACAUAGAACCCUUACGACAAAAGGAAAACAUUACAAGAACACUACAUUUGUGUAUAUUUAAAAAAGAAUCCAACAAAUAUUGUAAAUCUAGUUCUUGAAGCACUUCAGGCUUGCAGUGGAAAGUGCUAUUUUCAGGGUCCACGUGAAAACAAACCUCAGGGGACAUUGUAAAAGGUGAAAAAAUCACGUUAUUUUUUCAGAGGUGGUUUACUGAACAAAAUAAGCGUUUUCCCAGUAAUAUAAGGUUAAGUUACCACAUUAACAUGUUUUUCAUUUUGUUGCAAUAAACUGAUCAGUAGGAAUUCGUGAAUCAGCGUGUGCUUUAUUUGAAAUAGGAAAUUAUUGUAUUCGUCGUAAUGCCACAGAUGGGUUUUAUUAUAAUAUCGAGCUGGAUAUUUUACAGUUUUUGUUAAUGAUCGCUACGUUAAGGAAACUUACCUCCCCACCCCCUUACAAUGUUGUUUUAUCAAAUUUAUUUUAAGUAACUUAAGUAAUACGAGCUCUGAAAAAAAGACAAAUGGUUUUCAAGUUACCCCAGUCUAACUACUACAGUCUGCGUAACCCCUGGAAUAUAAAGCCUGAAUAAUGUUACAAUACUACCAUGAUGUUAUGAUAAAUAGAGUAAGCUAUAAUGAAGACUGUAGACCUUCCCAGCAAAUCAGAGCUUUGUAUUAUUGUGGUUUAUUUGAUGUUUAAUUUAUUCUGAAUAAAUUAUUUUUGAAAAUC
Triplophysa rosa is the source of this 4158-nucleotide messenger RNA. RefSeq names its product c2cd2 like (gene c2cd2l). The record is from RefSeq and is a predicted model, not a curated record. NCBI's taxonomy places the organism in Eukaryota, Metazoa, Chordata, Actinopteri, Cypriniformes, Nemacheilidae. Gene Ontology annotation, biological process: positive regulation of insulin secretion involved in cellular response to glucose stimulus. Gene Ontology annotation, cellular component: cytoplasmic side of apical plasma membrane. The transcript is spliced from 15 exons. Gene Ontology annotation, molecular function: phosphatidylinositol binding; phosphatidylinositol transfer activity. The coding region runs from base 404 to 2521 and encodes 705 amino acids.